AUGUUUUUCAAAACUCUAGUAAGAUGUGCUGCCGAGCAAGUGGCCGCUGUCGGUGGGAAAAUAAGAACUAAAUCUAUCCCACCAGUCCAAUUAAAAUAUAAAAAUAUGCUAAAGGAUCCAUCCAAGAAGUACAAGCCAUGCCAACAGGUCAAUUUACCAAACAGACAAUGGCCAAAUAAUAAAAUUACUAAGGCUCCACGUUGGUUGAGCACUGAUUUGAGAGAUGGUAACCAAUCCUUACCUGAUCCAAUGAGUGUGGAACAAAAGAAGGAAUACUUUCAUAAAUUAAUAAGUCUUGGUUUUAAAGAAAUCGAAGUUGCAUUCCCAAGUGCCUCCCAAACAGAUUUCGAUUUCACCAGGUAUGCUGUUGAAAAUGUUCCAGAUGAUGUUUCUAUCCAAGCUUUGGUUCAAUCAAGAGAACACUUGAUUAGAAGAACUGUUGACUCCUUGACUGGUGCUAAAAAAGCUACUAUCCAUACUUAUCUAGCUACUAGUGAUUUAUUCCGUGACGUUGUUUUCCAAAUGAGCCAAAAAGAAGCCAUUGCAAAGGCUAUUGAAGCCACUAAGUUGGUUAGAAAAUUAACUAAAGAUGAUCCUAAGCAAAGUGGUACUAUUUGGUCUUAUCAAUUUUCUCCUGAAUGUUUUAGUGACACUCCUGCUGAAUUUUCUGUCGAAAUAUGUGAAGCUGUUAAGGAAGCCUGGGGUCCAUCCGAAGAAAACCCAAUCAUUUUCAAUUUACCAGCAACUGUGGAAGUCUCUAGUCCAAACGUUUAUGCCGAUCAGGUAGAAUAUUUCUCCACCCAUAUCAGCGAGCGCGAGAAAGUCUGUAUUUCUACACAUUGCCACAAUGAUCGUGGCUGUGGUGUUGCUGCUUCUGAGUUGGGUAUGCUAGCUGGUGCAGACCGUGUCGAAGGGUGUCUAUUUGGUAAUGGUGAACGUACAGGUAAUGUUGAUUUAAUUACUAUUGCCUUAAAUAUGUAUACUCAAGGUGUUUCUCCAAAUUUGGACUUUAGUGAUAUUAGAAGCGUUAUCGAAGUUGCUGAGCGUUGCAACAAAGUUCCUAUUCAUCCAAGAGCUCCAUACGCUGGGGAUUUAGUUGCCUGUGCAUUCAGUGGGUCUCAUCAAGAUGCUAUCAAGAAAGGGUUUACUUUGCAAGAAAAAAGACGCGCUGAAAAUCAUCCAUUGGGCCAAUAUUGGAGAAUUCCAUACUUGCCAUUGGAUCCACAAGAUAUUGGCAGAGAUUACGAAGCUGUUAUCAGAGUUAACUCUCAAUCUGGUAAAGGUGGUGCCGCCUGGAUUAUUUUGAAAACUUUGGGCUUGGAUUUACCAAGAAAUAUGCAAAUUGAAUUCUCCUCUAUUGUUCAAAAUGAGGCAGAUAAAUUAGGUAGAGAAUUGAAGAGUAAAGAAAUCACUGAAUUGUUCAGAAAAAGUUACAAUUAUGGCAUAGAAAACACUAAUAGUGCUGAAUUCAAAUUGAUUGAUUAUGUUAUUCAAAAACCAUAUAGCGAUUCAUCCUCUAAGGAUUCCCAAAAGAGAAUUCUAACUGGCCAGAUCCAAUUUUCUAGUGGUGAUAUUAUUGAUAUUCAAGGUGAAGGUAAUGGUCCAAUUUCUUGUUUGAUUGAUGCAUUAUCUAAAACUUUGCAAGUCAAUUUGGAGGUUACCAACUACACUGAACAUGCCAUCGGUACCGGUAAGGAUGCCAAAGCGGCUUCUUACAUUCAUUUGGGAUAUAGACGUGAAUCUGAUAACGAAAAAGCUUAUCAAUGGGGUGUUAGUGUUUCUGAAGAUGUUGGUGAUGCUCCAAUGGAUUGUAUAGUCUCUACCUUAAAUAAUAUCAUUGCAUCUGAUAAUAUAAUAGUUCCAGAAGAAUAUUUAAAUGACAGCAACAAUACUGCUAAUAAGGUUUCUGCCUAA
Saccharomycodes ludwigii is the source of this 1914-nucleotide messenger RNA. Its product is annotated as 2-isopropylmalate synthase LEU4. Gene Ontology annotation, biological process: L-leucine biosynthetic process. Gene Ontology annotation, molecular function: 2-isopropylmalate synthase activity. The record is from RefSeq and is a predicted model, not a curated record. NCBI's taxonomy places the organism in Eukaryota, Fungi, Ascomycota, Saccharomycetes, Saccharomycodales, Saccharomycodaceae. The coding region runs from base 1 to 1914 and encodes 637 amino acids. Gene Ontology annotation, cellular component: mitochondrion. The transcript has a single exon.